Messenger RNA from Cavenderia fasciculata, 1398 nucleotides. Its product is annotated as Sterol 24-C-methyltransferase. The transcript has a single exon. The record is from RefSeq and is a predicted model, not a curated record. Gene Ontology annotation, biological process: sterol biosynthetic process. Gene Ontology annotation, molecular function: sterol 24-C-methyltransferase activity. Lineage: Eukaryota; Evosea; Eumycetozoa; Acytosteliales; Cavenderiaceae. Bases 1 to 1398 code for a protein of 465 amino acids. Gene Ontology annotation, cellular component: endoplasmic reticulum.
AUGGUAUUAAUUCAAACUUCAUACACCUCAAAGACUGUUGAAAUCGCAGCACCAGCCGACAAGGUCAUUCAAUUUAUUUUGGAUGUACCAACCACCGCCAAGCUCUACCCAUUCGUCGACAAGGUCGAAUCCGUCGGAGCCAACACCUUCAAGUGGACCAUGCAAGAGCGUAACGUCGGCAGCAUCAAGAUGAAGGCCUUCCACACUGCCAAGUACAUCAAGAGUGCCACCGGAGUCUCAUGGGAGAACGUCGUCGGCCAAGGCAACAUGAGCAGCUAUGGCAAGUUUGUCAUCACCGCUCAAGGCAACAAGACCCACGUCUCUGUCCAAGCCAACAUCGAGACUGACAUUGAAAUCCCCAAGUUGUUGGUUGGUUUUGCCCGUGCUAUGGGUGAACGUGAAAUGGCCCAAACCUGGGACGCCUACGUCGCCUCGAUCAAAAAGACCGUUGAAACUGGUAAGGUCACCGUCGUUGCCCCAGUCGAAGACACUGCCGUCCUCGACAAGAAGGACUUUGAAAAGGUCCGUAUGGGUGGUGAAGAGAUCCGUGUCGAAAAGUACAACACCAUGGUCUCUGACUACUAUGACUCUGUCACUGACACCUACCAAGAGGGUUGGGGUCAACACUUCCACUUUGCUCCAUUCAAAAACAACACUGAAACCCUCGAGGAAGCCGUCGUCCGUCUCGAACACGAUGUUGCCGAUGCUGCCCGUAUCACCAAGGACUCGUACGUCUUGGACGUUGGUUGUGGUGUCGGUGGUCCAACCCUCGAAAUCGCCCAAUACACUGGCUGCCGUAUCGUCGGUCUCAACAUCAACAAGAAGCAAGUCGAGAUCUGCCGUGACCGUGCCAAAAAGUUGGGUCUCGCUGACCGUGCCGCCUUCACCCACGGUGACGCCAUGAAGAUGCCAUACGCCGACAACACCUUUGACGUUGUCACCUUUUUCGAGUCCACCUGUCACAUGCCAGACAAGCAAGCCUUUGUCAAGGAAUGUUUCCGUGUGCUCAAGCCAGGAGGUCGUCUCUCUGGUACCGACUGGUUCCAAUGCGAGAAGCCAACCGAAAAGGAUAUGAUCCAAUUCAUCGAACCAAUCUGUGCUCAUCACUCUUGCCCACAUUUGACCUCUGUCCACGCCUACCGUCGUGACAUGGAAAACGCUGGUUUCAACGUACACAUUGCCAUGGAUCUUACCCAAGCCGGUGACAUCCUCCGUAACUGGGAGAUCCUCGACGGCAAGUCCAUCACCACCUUCAAGUCUCUUCCAAAGGGUUCAGUCGAUCCACUCAUUGAAAUGAUGAUUUCCGGUGCUAUUGCCCUCUCUGAAGGUGCUAGAGCUGGUGCUUUUGUCAUUGGUCGUUUCCUUGCUUCAAAGGAUUUCCCAAGAGCUAAACUCUAA